AUGCAGGGCAUGAAACAUACGGCUCSUGAAUCACCAAACUGUUCGCAAAAUGGGCGAAUUGUGUUCUUUUCUCUGUUACGCGAGAAGCCCGCAGAAGAUGCAGUCGCCCCCCCUCCCGAUGGAGGAUUGCAAGCUUGGACGCAGGUUUUGAUGGCCCAUCUGAUUCUCUUCUGUACCUGGGGCUUCAUCAACUCUUUCGGCUUCUUCCAAGCCUACUACGAGGAAACAAUGAGUGUUGACGCUACUCAAAUUUCUUGGGUUGCGUCUGUCCAGGUAUUUCUACUCAGCUUCAUCGGAAGCUUUUCUGGUCGCUUGAUGGACGCUGGGUACUAUCGCUAUUGUCUGGUCGGUGGAUUUACCUUUCAGAUCGUAGGGAUCUUCAUGGUGUCACUGUGUAGCAAAUAUUGGCAGGKGUUCUUAGCCCAGGGUAUCUGUUGUGGAAUCGGAGACGGACUUCUCUUCUGUCCUACGACCGCUUUGAUAGCCACCUACUUUGUGAAGAAACGCUCCUCUGCGCUGGGUAUCGUUCUAUCCGGCUCUAGCACCGGUGGUCUGAUAUUACCCAUCAUGGUCCAGCAGCUCCUCCCAAGAAUAGGAUUUGCCUGGACGGUACGCUGCAUGGGUUUUGUUGUUCUUUUCUGCUUCAUAGUAUGUUUGGCAUUGGCACGUACGAGAUUGCCGAAACGAGUAAGUGGCCGGCUUGUCGAGCUCAGCGCCUUCCAUGAAUGGUCAUACUCGUUGUUUGUCAUUGGUGUUUUUCUUACCCUCUGGGCUGUGUAUUUCAGUUACUUCUACAUUGACUCCUUUGCUCUCGAUGUCAUCGGAACUUCCAGGUCCGAUUCACUCACCAUGUUGUACAUCAUUAAUGGCAUGGGAAUACCAGGUCGUAUCAUUCCUGCAUUGAUUGCGGAUCGGUAUUUUGGUAUUCUCAACACUUAUCUCGUACUUGGGAUCAUUGCAGGGAUCUUGCUUUUCUGCUGGAUGGCAGUGAAGACCUAUGCGGGGAUGAUUGCCUUCGUUGUUUGCUAUGGCUUGGUUGGCGGAGGCGUGCAGGGGRCUGCCUUGUCGUCUUUACCCACUUUGACCACGGAUCUCAGCAAGAUGGGCGUUCGUAGUGGCAUGAUCUUGUCUAUAGUCGCCUUUGCCUGCCUGACGGGACCUCCCUUAGCCGGGGCACUUAUUCAAUGCGACAAUGGAUCAUAUACCUACGCCUGUAUUUGGGGCGGAACAUCGUUAAUCUUGGGGUCAUUCUUUGUGAUGGCUGCUCGUUUAGUGAUGUUGAAAGCUCCUUGA
Talaromyces amestolkiae is the source of this 1293-nucleotide messenger RNA. RefSeq lists its product as uncharacterized. NCBI's taxonomy places the organism in Eukaryota, Fungi, Ascomycota, Eurotiomycetes, Eurotiales, Trichocomaceae. The record is from RefSeq and is a predicted model, not a curated record. Gene Ontology annotation, cellular component: fungal-type vacuole membrane. Gene Ontology annotation, molecular function: transmembrane transporter activity. The transcript is spliced from 2 exons. Bases 1 to 1293 code for a protein of 430 amino acids. Gene Ontology annotation, biological process: transmembrane transport.